GUCGCUAAGCUGCUUCUCGAUACAGGCAAGGUCGACGUCGAUGCUAAAGACGACAGUGGCAGGACCCCGCUCUGGUUGGCCACCGAGCGAAGGCAUGAGACUAUGGUCAAGCUGCUUCUCGAUACGGGCAAGGUCGACGUCGAUACUAAAGACGAUAGUGGCAGGACCCCGCUCUGGUUAGCCACCGAGCAAGGGCAUGAGACUAUGGUCAAGCUGCUUCUCGAUACGGGCAAGGUCGACGUCGAUACUAAAGACGACAGUGGCAGGACCCCGCUCUGGUUAGCCACCGAGAAAGGGCAUGAGACUAUGGUCAAGCUGCUUCUCGAUACGGGAAAGGUCAGUAUAGAUAUUAGAGACACUGUACUUGGCCACACGCCACUCUCGUUGGCCGCUCAGAAUGGGCAUGAGGCUAUUGUCAAGCAGCUUCUCAAUAUGAGAAAUGUUAAUGUCAAUUCUAGAGAUACUAGCUUUGGAAGGACACCGCUCUUAUGGGCUGCCGAGCGAGGGCAUGGGUCUGUCGCCAAGCUACUUCUUGAAACAGGCAAAGUCGAAGUUGAUAUUAAGGACUACAGUGGUAAUACACCUCUCUGGUCGGCUGCC
Messenger RNA from Ilyonectria robusta, 600 nucleotides. RefSeq names its product ankyrin repeat-containing domain protein. The record is from RefSeq and is a predicted model, not a curated record. Gene Ontology annotation, molecular function: protein binding. The transcript has a single exon. Lineage: Eukaryota; Fungi; Ascomycota; Sordariomycetes; Hypocreales; Nectriaceae. The annotation marks the transcript as partial.